This is a messenger RNA of Panicum hallii, 2663 nucleotides long. Its product is annotated as receptor-like protein EIX2. The transcript has 3 exons. The annotation marks the transcript as partial. NCBI's taxonomy places the organism in Eukaryota, Viridiplantae, Streptophyta, Magnoliopsida, Poales, Poaceae. Gene Ontology annotation, molecular function: protein binding. The record is from RefSeq and is a predicted model, not a curated record.
CUGCUGGAAGCAGAGCUCAAGAAUAGUUGGCUGGACUUCUCGAACAACAACCUUGAGGGAGAAAUACCAUCCAGCUUCGGCUCUCUUACUUCACUUCUUUCAUUGCAUUUAAACAAGAACAGGUUAUCUGGAGUGAUACCCACCUCUCUAAGCUCUUGCACCCAAUUGUGCUUACUUGAUCUUGGAGAGAAUCUUUUCAAGGGUUCUAUACCUGCAUGGAUAGGAAAUAGUCUAAAAUUACUUGAAAUGCUUAGGCUGCGAUCAAAUCAGUUCUCUGGAAAUAUUCCGGUUGGAUUGUCACAACUCCAAGAACUUCAGGUGUUGGAUCUUGCCAAUAACAAGCUCUCAGGGCCCCUCCCGCGAAGUAUUGGAAACUUCACCGGAAUGGCUUCAAAGAAACAAGAACCUAUUCUACCAUUGAUGGUUUUUGCUUUUGGUUCUUAUGGUGUUGCCUAUUAUAAUGAGAGUCUAUACAUUGCAACCAAAGGAGAAGAAAGAAUAUAUUCUAGGAUCCUUUAUCUGAUGAAGAGCGUUGACCUUUCUGGCAAUGAACUAACUGGAGAAAUUCCUAUUGAAAUUGGAGCUCUUGUGGAACUCAAGAACCUGAAUCUAUCAAGAAACCGCCUCAGCGGACAUAUCCCGGAGACAGUUAGCCGAAUGGGUUCGUUGGAGUCCCUGGAUCUCUCAUGGAACCAGCUUUCUGGUGUGAUUCCUCAGAGCAUGGCAUCACUACAUCUACUAAGCCAUCUCAACAUGUCUUACAACAAUCUCUCCGGGAAUAUACCUCCGGGUUCUCAGCUUCAAACUCUCGGUGAUGAAGAUCCAUACAUAUAUGCAGGCAACAGCGACCUCUGUAGCCCUCUUGUUUCUGAGAGCUGUGCUGGGAACAAGGAGAAACAAGCUGGUCAUGAAGAACACACAGAUAUCCACGAUGUCUUAUUGUAUGUAUUUUCAGGACUCGGCUUCGGAGUUAGAUUGGCAGCUGUAUGGUGGGUACUUAUAUUCAGCAAGGCAGUGAGCAUGGGCUACUUCCAGUUCAUCGACUCCAUAUGUGAGAAAAUCUGUGAUUGGAUGAUCCUACUGAAGAUAAAGGUGAACGUGAAAUUGAUGGGAAGAAACCAGAGCCCAGAACCAAGGUGAUUGAACUUGCUUGAACUACUGGCAAGAAGUGGAGUGAUGCAGUGAUGAUUGCUUCUCAAUAUGCAGAGCCUAUGCAUCCGUGAUGGUUAGGCAAGAAGGUGCCAUGCAUGAUCAAGAUGGAAGCUGACAGUGUCCAUGUACGAUGUGCAGUUUUCUUCGGUCUCAAAUUAUUUUCUGCGUGGAGUGUUGAAUCUUUGUAUCGCCUGUGUGCAAAAGAACUAUGUUGCGCAAAGUCUGAACUAUAGAUAUGAUGAUGCACUGAUAGCAGUCGGACUACUCGAUGCUUCUUAAUAUGUGAUUUGCAGUUGUGCUGUGGUUAGCAGUGGCAUUUGUUGUAAAGGUUCAAACAAGAAAUUCUGGAAGCCUUGAGCAGUUAUAUUGAUGGAAGAGGAAACAGGGACUACUGACUACUUGUAUGGCCACAUCAUCGCAGAGGAAUCAUCGAUAGGUGGUGGCGACGAUUGCGUCGAUGUGCAGCCAGCAGCACCUUCCGUUGUUUCAGGUCCACCCGCUUCAAACUUCAACCACACUACCAUACAGCAGAAUCCGUGCAUGUUCCCGUCUCUAGAUCAAAUGGUUAGCUCCUUGUGCAUAUAAUUAUAGAUUGCAAACCACUCGAUCAGAACACAGAGUAGACAGAUGGCUUUGGCUUGUGUUCAUUCCAUCCAUUUAUCUGACUAAAAAACUCCAUGUUGCCAACAUCGUCUAGUAACAAUUCUAUGCAUUCUGUACGGUGUAAUAACUUUGUGGAUUAUAAAACACACCCUUAAAGAUUGAUACGUGGUGACUGGUUGGAUUAGACUAAGCAUAGGAUUGUGGACUUGAAUGGUAUUUCAGUUUCAAUCAGGAACCAUUCCGAUGCUGAUAUCAGUUGAUUGUUGCUGACUUUGUACCAUGUGAUCUGGCAGUGUUACUUUUUCCUCCACGAGAAAAAAGUAUUAGAGAUUCCUACUACUGCAAAGCAAAUACACAUGAUUGGUGGUGUACUGUUGUGUGGAUAAAGCAUGAAGAUCGAUUUACAUAUUCAGUCAACUCCAAGUAUUACGUAUGUUCAGUUACAUAAUGUUUUGAUCAGAUUCUGAACAUCUGAUUCAGAGUUUGGCUUGUGCUAUGGACUAUUGUGAUAUGUUUUGAGAAAAGAAAAAAAAGAGGAGUUGUGUUUCUCAUGCAGUCCUUAUUCUUUCUGGUCUUCAACGGACACAAAUUGCACUGUUUGUUGGAGUCCCUUGAUCUCUCAUGGAAGAUGGAACCAACUUUCUGGAGUAAUUCCUCGGAGCAUGGCAUCACUGUACCUGGCAACAGACACCUCUGCAGCCCUCUUGUUCCUGAGAGCUGUUCUGAACACAAGGAGAAUCCAGUUGAUGAUGAAGAUCACGCAGAUGGCUAUGAAGUUUUCAGUUACGAGGCGCAGAGAAUGAUUCCAGUCCUCCUGAGCCCAGUCCUCUUCCUAGGCCGCGUCAUAUAUAGCCCAAUCUCCUCCAGUCUCAGGAGGCUGCAAACGAGCGCGGCUCAGCCCAGCCGAG